Cynara cardunculus var. scolymus (artichoke) is the source of this 795-nucleotide messenger RNA. Its product is annotated as vicilin-like seed storage protein At2g18540. The record is from RefSeq and is a predicted model, not a curated record. The transcript is spliced from 3 exons. Bases 107 to 709 code for a protein of 200 amino acids. Gene Ontology annotation, cellular component: nucleus. NCBI's taxonomy places the organism in Eukaryota, Viridiplantae, Streptophyta, Magnoliopsida, Asterales, Asteraceae.
GGCUUUUGGUCGUCUUUCUACGUAAAAUUAGGGUUUUCUGAAUUUAUAUCUUUCAUCGAUAAAUCAGAUUCCGUCAAAUUUCUUCAGCACAUCGUUGAUCGGAAAGAUGAAGAAUAGUGCUAGAAUAUCUAAAGGAAACGCUAACAAUGGCGGAAGCAAUCAGAAUUUCAAUCGCUUAGCGCCAGUGAAUAACAGUAAGAUGAAGAACAGGAACAGAAUGGGGGGCGGAGGUGGAGGACUUUCACUCCAAGCCUUUGCUAAUGCUAAAACCAAAACCGACGGCUACAAUCCUGCUUUAAUCAAGAAACAAAGGGAGUUCUACAAAAAUGCAAAAUAUGUCAACAAGUACAAGAAGUCACUGAAGCAACAAAACCAAGAGCAGGGUUCUUCCCAAGCUACAAAAUCUGUAGAGUUGCAGGAUAGAAAUGAAAACAAGGAAGUUGGUGAAAGGCAUCGAGGAAAGAGGCAAACCGGGAAUAAGUCGGCAUACAGUCUAAAAGAAAUUUACGAGAAGAAGCGAGAGGAGGAAGAGAAAGCGAGAAUGGAGAAGGAGGCGAUAAUAGACGCAAAGAAAAGAAAAAAAGAAGAAUCCGAAGGUCGGCGAAAAGCUCAGAGGGAGAAAAUGUUGAAGAGAACGAGAUCGGGUCAACCGAUAAUGAAGUACAGGAUUGAACAUCUGUUGCAGACAAUUCAAGGUUCAAACGAUUAAGAGGUAAUCAAUCUCUUCUCUCAUGUAUUGUAAUGUUUACACCCCUUCAACUUUGUGUCAUUAAUGAUCAUUUCAAACCUUUUGAA